AUGCCAGCAAGAAAAAGGAAAAACAGCAAGAGGAAAGACUGUAAACACCAACCAGUGCCAAAACAACGAAAAACAACCACCGACAAGAAAACAGAAGAGAACAAUCAAGCUGAGGAUAUAAACGAACAUGUCCACCAAGUAAUUUACGAUGGACAAGAAGCCUUCCAAGUCGUUAGAACUCAAACCAAAUCCAAAGUUGCACCAAGUAGUUUGGAAUCAGUUGAUAAUCUUCCUUCUCUCCAAAAAGAAUUCAACGUUUCCAAGUAUAUUGGAAAGACAAUCUAUUAUAUUGAUAUGGGUUCAAGUUUUAUUAAGGCAUGUAAUUGUACUGUACCGAAAGAAGGAACCGACCUUCUCUGCAGAUUCUUGAGGUUUGAUGGAGACAAAAAAGAUUUUCUUCCAAGUAGAUCUUGGAUAAGGGUCAACCAAACUGGUUCUCCUGAAGUAAAAACUGGCUCUCCUGAAGAGGUCUCAACAUCCCCAUCAUCAUGGGAAGAAAUUGAGAAUAUCAAAAAGGUGUUCAUGGUCUCAGAGUUAUUAGAAAUUGAGUUCAAGGGUGGCAGAAGAGAAAGGGUUGCUGAUUUAAUUUCAUUAAUUACUACAAACAUUUUCAAAAAUUUGACCACUAAAAAAACACGCAACAAGUCAUAUUUCCAUGGUGUGAGCGCAUUGUUUUUCACAUGUCCAACUGGUACAUCAGAUUAUGUAAAGUUGAUUUAUAGAAAUGCGAUUCUUGAUGCCUUUACAAGACUUUCAUCAAACACGCUCAAUCUUAAUGACGUCUACAUUACGGAAGAGAGUUCUUGUUUGCAGCAUUUUGUCCAUGCCAGUUUACUCGUCAGUAAUAGUGGUGUUAUGAUUGCUGAUUUAGGACAUCUGACUCUUGAUGUUAUCAUGCUUGAGAUGAAAGAGAAGGAACCGAUUGUAACAUUCAAGAAUGGAAAUGCAAGUGGCAUUUCAUUGAUUCAUGACGUUUUUACCAAGCAUGGUAUUGAUCCAUGUGAAGCUAUGGCUGAACUAUUUGAUGAUCCAGAGAGUGAAGAACUUCCACCUCAUUAUCAAGAUUUGGAAGAUGAAAUUCAACAAGCACUCGAGAAGAUUACCAAACCAUUGGCCAUGAUGAUGUUUCACAAUGGUGUUAAACUCUUAUAUUUCUGUGGAGCCAUUACCAAGCUAGUGUAUUUUAGAAAAAGUUUGGAAAAAAUGGUUUCAGUUGAAAGAUUAGAACAAGUUAAAAAAGAAUUGAGCCCCUACCUAAAAGAUGAAUAUUUGAAUAAGAAUGUUGAAUCAUGUGAAAUUAUUGAAGAAAGCUCUGGUGGUAGUGCUCUUCUAAGAGGUAUUGAAUCAAUCAUUACAUCAUCUCUAAAAUCCAGAGAUGAUAACAACCCAUCCAAUGCGUCAAUUCCUUUGAUUCUCAAAGAAGAACCUUCAGUUGUUGGAACCAACAGCACCAAUGAAACAGAGGACCAAUUUGUCCCAGCUAUGAUACAAGAGAGCGAAAUAGAGCAGGAUGGGAAAACUUCAACAAUUAAGGAGCUUGUGUUGAAUGGUACACUGUUUGACAUGUAUGUUAAACAAGAUACUGAAUUAUUCCUAUUAAGAUUUAGCCCACUGAUUGAUAUUAACAAAGUUAAAACCAUCACUCAGGAAAAUUGUGAAAGGAUUGGACUCCUAGAAUUCCUUAGAUUUACCAGAUUGAAGAUUUACUUUGAUAGAAGUAUUGAUCCUAUCAAACAUUGUUUCUAUUUAAGAUUACAAUUAGAAAAAGAUUACCUUGCCAGUCACAUCUAUUAUAAGAAAAAGAGAAACUUCUUUAAGGUGGCCGUCAAAAUUGAACACAAGAUGGAUGAAGAGUUGGGGACUGGACCUAGAGAUGAAAUUGAAGAAUAUAACGAUCAUGACGAAGAGGAGGAAAUUGAAUGUUUAAAUGAUGAAGAUUUGAAUUCCUUGAAGAAACACUUGUCAAAAUGUGUAAAUUGUGGAGGUGCAACUUCACUCGCCAGCAAACAUAAUACCUCCUACACAACAAUCGAUGAUUACAACAAGUAUUUGGGAAAAGAUAUUGGACUUGGUUUGAUUUGCAAUUCGUGCUAUCAAAAGUAUUACAACAAAAAGCGUGAUAAACAAUCUGAUUGA
This is a messenger RNA of Naegleria gruberi, 2136 nucleotides long. RefSeq lists its product as uncharacterized. The transcript is spliced from 2 exons. Lineage: Eukaryota; Heterolobosea; Eutetramitea; Acrasida; Naegleriidae. The record is from RefSeq and is a predicted model, not a curated record. Bases 1 to 2136 code for a protein of 711 amino acids.